Messenger RNA from Ilyonectria robusta, 871 nucleotides. RefSeq lists its product as uncharacterized. NCBI's taxonomy places the organism in Eukaryota, Fungi, Ascomycota, Sordariomycetes, Hypocreales, Nectriaceae. The record is from RefSeq and is a predicted model, not a curated record. The transcript has a single exon. The annotation marks the transcript as partial.
UCUUGUCGGGGCUAGGGGGGAUUGGCUAAGUGGGGUAUCGAAGAUUCCACUGAAUGUACGGAGGGCUCUUUCAAAAGUCAUGUCCCAAGUCGUGCCAAGAAAAAGGGGAAUAAGUAUGACGAUGGCGUCGACAAUAAUCAUUGCGAGAACACUGCGAAGGACAAGCCGACUCUGGAGGACAAGAUGAAGGCGCGACCAAAGGACGAGCGAUUGACCAACGAUGAAGGCCCACCAGCCGGCAAUGGUCACGGCACCUUGAGCGAACUUAUUUUGUCGAGCAGCCGAUUAUGGUGACGAUCAGGCCCAAGCUCGCAAACAAAAGACUUCAGAAAUACCAUCCGGCGUAUCUCUUGAAGGUGGCCGAGAUGAGAACGACGAUUUCCAGCACGCAGACCUAUCAAUAUAUGAUUGAGGGCGGCCUUGUGUAUGGUCUUCUGACCACUGGCGAAGCGAUCGUGUUUCUCAGGGUCGACUGGGAGGAACCGGAAACGUUGUAUUACCACCUAGCAGAACCCGGCCCCGAGGUGUCCGCCCAUCCAAAUCACUUCCACGUCUGUACGGCCGUGGGUCAGUAUCUAGCUUUCAGCCUCAUGGCCCUCGGCCCACCAGGAGAACGGCGGAUGCACGGGCAGGAGGAGCGUCGACAGGCUACCCUUGACUUGAGCAAGUGGGCAGAAGACUUUGAAACGACACAUCGGUCAAUUCCAGAAAGCGAAAGACGGGCAUCAGACAGCUCACCCGCUUACAAACCCACCACUUACGAGGGCGUCGACCGAUCACCGUACCUCCUCCGCGGGAAGAGACGCCGACCUGAUCGAGCUGAUCAAGUCGAAAAGGAAACGUUAAAGGAUCCAUCGGAAUCAUCCGAUGA